Messenger RNA from Mollisia scopiformis, 3560 nucleotides. RefSeq lists its product as uncharacterized. The coding region runs from base 464 to 3520 and encodes 1018 amino acids. Gene Ontology annotation, cellular component: plasma membrane. The record is from RefSeq and is a predicted model, not a curated record. Gene Ontology annotation, biological process: actin cytoskeleton organization. The transcript has 3 exons. Gene Ontology annotation, molecular function: protein binding. Lineage: Eukaryota; Fungi; Ascomycota; Leotiomycetes; Helotiales; Mollisiaceae.
CGAUGUUGCCGAAAAGAGUUUCCACCUAAUAAGGCUAGCGCCAUCUACAUCAUCAACAUCUCUCUCUUCCCCAUUCAUCCUCCGCGUCUGCGACAUUGACUCCAAUCACUCACUCCGCUUCAUUGUCCUGAGUUGGCAUUGCACAUCAUUGCCCGGGGCACUCAUUCAUUGUGCUCGUGUGCUCACAUUUGAGGUGUGGUUCUGCGGCUCAACCCAUGCUCGCGACAGCAAAGAGAACCCGCUGGCUUUUAUGCAACGAUCUAUUGUGUCUUCCGAAUCUCGAAAACGACUGCAGCGCCGUACGCAUCCCCCGCAUACGACUACUACCCGCGGACAUGAAUUCUUGCUGAAGAUCGGCUUAUAAUCCUCCUUGACAAUACAGAUACCCACCAUUCAUCAGAUGUUCAUAUUGUGAAUACAACCGGUCCCUAGCGGAACGUGAGAAAUCAGCAUUGAGCAAAGAAUGGCAUCCCGACCGUCGGUCGAGCCCCAGGGCAGACCUGAACCAGGGCAGAUUCUCAUCGUUAUUCACGAUUUCUCGGCGCGAAGCUCGGAUGAGUUGAGCUUGUCAAAAGGAGACCGUGUCGAGUUGAUCGAGCGCGACGAUGAUUUUGGCGACGGAUGGUACUUGGGACGGCACCUAAUGAAUGGGAGUAGUGGACUGUUUCCCGAGGUUUAUACAAGAAUAGCCCCUCGUGGACCACCUUCCUAUCCUCCCACUUCCUCAAUACCUCGAUCGAAUCCACCAAUAGUUCAACCGUCGACUGGACUAGCCGCGCAACCUCAAAUACCUCCUAUUGCGGAAGACACCACGAAAACUACGGAGCCAGCAACGACCAUGCCACUGAAUGGGGCAGACGACGUGGCGCAGACAAGUCAACAUGCAGCCCUUGAAAAACCCAAUAUCACAUCGCCUCUGAACACAACCCAUAUUUCCCAUGAACCCGAAAACCCAAUGCCUACGAUUUCGACUUCCCUUCCCAUGGGCCCACAAAAGAAUGUUCUGGCUGCAGCUAAGGCGCACGCUCAUGGUCAGGAUAGUCCAGUGAUGAACGAGACUUUGAGUGUAAUUGACGAACACAUUACCGACAUGAACUCGCCUCAUCACAGUGCUACUCCCACAGAACGACAUGUCGCCAACGAUUCUGGAAGCGAGUACAGCAGCCACAUCGACCAACGCCUCUCGUACAUCAACGGUGAAGAAACCGACGAAGAAGAUGAAAAUCUACACACAAAAGACGAAGUCUCGGUCUGGACACCGGAUCAAGUAGCUGAAUACUUAUUCACUGUCGGCGUCGAAACAAAGCAUUGCGAGGUGUUUCGCGAUCAGGAGAUUACCGGAGAUGUUCUUCUCGGCAUGGAUCAAACUUCUGUCUUUCUGAAAGAAUUCGAGUUGGGUCCUGUAGGACGCAGGCUCAAAACAUGGCAGAAAAUCAAGGUGUUACAGGAUGAAGUCAAUGGAAUAUCGUCCACCAGACGGAAUACCGCAACGUACGGUAGCGAGGUUGGCUCAGACUCAACUGGUCGACAUGGAAGUCGUAGCAUAAGUUCAUCCACUAUGCUCCCCAGGAUCCCGAGUAUGAAUGAAGGGACAAUGUCGAGAACAAACACGCGUCUUUCUAAUCAACAACCCUUUCGAAGCGAGCCGUCUCCAAUCACCUCUCCAAUAUCGCCCAAAACAGUUCAGGAGAGCGUAAGACCAGGCGCAGGUGAAAAACGACGACCGUCGGCUGCAUCUAUUCGCGAUCUUCAUCAUUCUCGCCAAAGCUCUGUCAAUGAGUAUAGCACUCCGUCACUUAUGGGCACCAUUGCACCAGAUGCUUUGACAGCUUCACCAAAAGUACAGGAUGGGUCACACAAAAAGCAACCAUCAUUUGAUAGGAAUUGGACAAUGGGUUCAGCUGUCUCACCGUCAUUGCCAAGUCGCCCACUAUCUUCUUCUGGAAUCAAAGCUGCGGCGAGGAGCACUAUGGAACAUGCAUCCCAGAACGCACCUGCAUCAACAAAUCUAGAGGCUCUUGACCGGGGAUAUUUCUCUGGUGGCGAUGUUGAAGGACGACAAAGGAAUGUUCUAAAGAAGAGAGGGAGCACAGCAACACAUUCUCGGAACUCUAGCUAUACUGACGAACAAAGGGUGCGUAGUGCGACUGCGCAUUCACGUCAUUCUAGAUUUGGAAGUGUCGACUCUAUUCAAGGCGGUCCAUCUCCAGCUGCACAAAAGUACUAUAAUUUGUCGGUCAAUGGACGUCGUAGGACUCCUUCAGAAAAUUCCAUCAAUGCACCCCCGCGGCCAUUGCCCCCUCCGAAAGACGUUCCUUCUCCGACUGUCACAAGACUCGAAGGCGGUUCUUAUGAAAACAGUCCGCUACCUAAGUCUCCUGAAGCUGUGACUGGCCGUGGUGCAGACUGGCUGCUCCCUACGAAGUCCAUCACGAACCGACAUUUUGGUCUCCGAGCUAUCUCAGAUGCAGUCACUGGACAUGAGAAAUCCCGAGUUACCUCACCUACAGAGCCUAUCCCGUCGCCUAUGAAAGAUUCACCGAUGCAAUCUCCUUCCAGAACAGGGUCGAGUACACCAUCAGCUGGGCCGAGCUUCGACCUCGAUUCUCCGGAUGCUAAAAGCUCAAUGACAAUGAACUCUCUCAGCUCGAAAGCCACAACCAGGAAGAAGUCUAAAAAGGAGACGAGUGCUUACACCCGGGGUCUAGAAAAGAAGACACCACAGGAGCAAAUGAUUAGCGCAGACUACAGUGGAUGGAUGAAGAAAAAGAGCCCAAACCUGAUGACGACAUGGAAGCCACGUCUGUUCAUCUUGAAAGGACGUCGCUUAUCAUACUAUUACUCGGAAAACGACACGGAAGAGAAAGGGCUGAUCGAUAUUUCCUUCCAUCGAGUCCUUCCUGCUGACAAUGAUCGAUUGACUGGACUGCAUGCAACACUCACUGGAGCUACGAAUAGUCCUACCAGCCCUGCUGGUGCUACCACCACCAUGGCUGCUAAGGAUGCCGCAGCAGAACCUGAGUCGACCCUUAGCAAGCCAAGUAAUGAACAGAUGUUCAUUUUCAAGCUAGUCCCUCCUCGAGCUGGGCUUACUAAGGCCGUAACAUUCACCAAGCCUACCAUCCACUACUUUGCCGUACCAAACAUCAAACAAGGUCGUUUAUGGAUGGCAGCACUGAUGAAGGCGACGAUUGAUAGAGAUGACUCCAAGCCCAUCACAACAACAUAUCAGCAGAAGACUAUUUCCCUCGAGAAAGCUCGCCGUAUGCGUCACCGUCCACCAGCGCUUAUGAACCUCGACGAGCAUGUGGAUGAAGAGGCUAUGAAGACACCUGCAAGUGACAAGAAUGGGUUAAACAUUCAUGGCAUUAUUUUCGAUAAAGACGACCAAGAGGGCGAUAGUGGCGUAUCUGGAGUUUCGAAUUUUGAUUCCCAAAAGCCGGAGAGUGCUACAGGCACAUUUCUUAGCAGCAUGAAUGGUACCGAGGAGACGACUGUCCCGGAACCGCGGACUGCUUGAUGCAUGAACGGAUGCCUCGAGAGCUAACGACUAAUUUCUC